Molecule: messenger RNA, 1470 nt
Organism: Juglans microcarpa x Juglans regia
Lineage: Eukaryota; Viridiplantae; Streptophyta; Magnoliopsida; Fagales; Juglandaceae
Product: malate dehydrogenase, mitochondrial
Exons: 7
Coding region: 177-1205 (342 amino acids)
Biological process (GO): tricarboxylic acid cycle; malate metabolic process
Cellular component (GO): cytoplasm; mitochondrion
Molecular function (GO): L-malate dehydrogenase (NAD+) activity
Source: RefSeq, a predicted model, not a curated record
UUUUUUCAUUUCAUUUUUUUUUUUUUUUUAAGUGAAAAUGGAAUCUAAUAGAUUCCAAUAAAAGAGUAGAAGCACGGACUCGUCGUGAGAAACUACUCCACACCAAUAACGCUACUUCCCAAAACCCUCAUUUCCUCAACCUUGUCUCUCUCAAUUUCUCCGAGUGUUUGUGAAAAAUGAGGCCGUCUAUCUUCAGAUCCGUACAAUCCGCGGUUGCGAGAAACAGUCCUCGCCGUUCCUACUCCUCCGACUCCGUUCCGGAACGCAAGGUCGUUGUUCUCGGCGCCGCCGGCGGGAUCGGCCAGCCCCUGGCUUUGCUAAUGAAGCUCAACCCUCUCGUCUCCAAGCUUGCCCUCUAUGAUAUCGCCGGAACCCCCGGUGUGGCUGCCGAUGUCGGCCACAUCAACACCAGAUCUGAGGUGGCUGGUUACAUGGGUGAAGACCAGCUGGGCAAAGCUUUAGAGGGAUCCGAUGUUGUUAUCAUCCCAGCUGGCGUGCCCAGAAAGCCCGGAAUGACCCGUGAUGAUCUCUUCAAUAUUAAUGCAGGGAUCGUCAAAUCUCUGUGCACUGCCAUCGCCAAGUACUGCCCUAAUGCUCUUGUUAACAUGAUAAGCAACCCUGUGAACUCAACGGUUCCCAUUGCUGCUGAGGUUUUCAAGAAAGCAGGAACAUACAAUGAGAAGAGAUUGUUUGGUGUGACUACCCUUGAUGUGGUUAGAGCUAAGACAUUCUAUGCUGGGAAGGCAAACGUGAAUGUUGCAGAGGUCAAUGUACCAGUUGUUGGCGGCCAUGCUGGCAUAACCAUUCUCCCGCUAUUUUCUCAAGCCACACCAAAAGCCAAUUUUUCAGAUGAAGAUAUCAAGGCUCUUACAAAGAGAACUCAAGAUGGAGGCACAGAAGUUGUAGAAGCAAAGGCUGGAAAGGGGUCUGCCACAUUGUCAAUGGCCUAUGCUGGAGCCAUGUUUGCUGAUGCUUGCCUGAAGGGACUCAAUGGGGUUCCAGAUGUAGUGGAAUGUUCAUUUGUUCAAUCAACUGUCACUGAGCUUCCUUUCUUUGCUUCUAAGGUACGGCUUGGAAAGAAUGGGGUGGAGGAGGUUCUGGAGUUGGGCCCCCUCUCCGACUAUGAAAAGGAAAACUUGGAAAGUCUGAAGCCCGAACUCCUGGCAUCCAUUGAAAAGGGAAUCAAGUUUGCCAACCAGAGUUAGAUAACACUAUUAUUUAUGGCUGGGGUGGUAUAUGCCUACUCCUGAGAGAGACGCCCAAAUUUUGCCUUUCGUUUUCUUUUACCAAUGUUGUAUUUGUUGCUGCAAGUGGCACCGGCUUUUAGCUGUUUUGUCAGGCCUUUUGAAAAAGCAAAGAUUCCAUCAAUAAUUCCCAGUGGCAUGUUUAGGUUGAACAGUACACAUUUAGGUUGGGAUGAUCUAUUCAUCGAACCCUACUGAUAAAAUCAUUGACGUGACUUGCAUCGGA